UCGAACUAUCGAUUCGAUCCAAGGCAGCUAGGCACCACAGUCCACCGCCGGUCACAAAGGCUUCCUAGGUAGUGGCGAUGGAGAUGAUGUCGGCGAACGGCGGCGUGGAGCGGGAGCAGCAGGGCGUGGGGCGCCGCUUCCAGAUGCCGCUGCACUACCCGAGGUACACCAGGGAGAACUACGAGGCCAUGCCCGAGUGGCAGCUCGACCGCCUCCUCUCCGACUACGGCCUCCCCGUUCAAGGCACCCUUCACCACAAGCGCAGCUUCGCCAUCGGCUCCUUCCUCUGGGGCGCCGGCGGGAACUGAUCGACCUCUACUCUACCUACCCGCCGUCUAUGGACCUUCAAGCCGCUAGCGCACCGACGAGGAACCUGAGAAUCUGAGAGAUGAUGCAGUGUAUCCGUAUAUAGAGAAAUCUACUACUACGUAGUAGUAGAAGCUAGCUUGGAUCUGGUAAUUUGUUUUUUAGAGAAAUGUAAUCUGGCAAUUUCUAUAUUUAUUAACUACGACAUACGAUAUGACUUGUGAGUAAGAUGUGUAUGAUGAUUUUA
Messenger RNA from Lolium rigidum, 553 nucleotides. RefSeq lists its product as uncharacterized. The record is from RefSeq and is a predicted model, not a curated record. NCBI's taxonomy places the organism in Eukaryota, Viridiplantae, Streptophyta, Magnoliopsida, Poales, Poaceae. The coding region runs from base 78 to 308 and encodes 76 amino acids. The transcript has a single exon.